CUUGUUUGUAUUGUUAAUUUAAUAUUUUAUCACUCAUGGCAGCAGAACAGAGAAAAUUAAUUGAGGAAAUGAUGGGGAGAGAUAGCUACUACCCAUCUUCCUCUUCCUCAUAUUCAUACAAUAGACCACAUAGAGAGAUUAAUUUAUUUGAUACCAAAAUAUGCAAGUCGUUUUUAGUUGGAACAUGUCCUCAUGAUUUAUUCAUUGGAACCAAAGAGGUGUUUGGUAAAUGCAAAAAAACUCAUUCAGAGAAGUUUAAGAUUUAUUAUCAGAAUCAGAAAAAGAAUUAUCUUAAUAAUUUGAAAAAUGAUAAUAAUGCAAAAGAUGGGAAAGAUGAGAAAGAUAAAAACAGUACUAAUGGCGAUAUUAAUGAAAAAGAAAAACAGAAAAUUGGCGAUAAAAAUGGACAGCCUCAAAAUAAAAUAGACAAUAAAGAAAGAGAUCAAAAAAUAAAAAGAAAUAACGAGAAAGAAAGAGAAAAUUACAAAAUUAAGAAAAUGAUUGAAGAAUUUGAGAUUGAGUAUAUUCGAGAUUUAGAAUACUAUAUAAAUGAAUGCAAUUUCAAGAUAGUUCAGGCGUCAGAGAAUUUAAAACAUACACCAGAAGAAGAAUUAAAGGUAUCCAAGUUAACUAAAGAACUAGAUAAUAUGGAUAAUAAGAUUGGGAUAAUAAUUCAAGAAAUUGAGAUAUUAAAUACUAAUAAUCAAGUGUUGAAAUCAAUAGUUGAGAGCAAUAAAUUAAAUGAGAUAAUUUUACAACGAAAAAAAUUUUCAAAGACAAUACGAGAUUUAAUUGAUAAUAUUGGUCAAGUUGGACAACAGAAAUUGGAAGUUUGUAAGACCUGUGGGGCGUAUCUAAGUAGAUUAGAUAGUGAUAGAAGAUUAGGGGAUCAUUUUAUUGGUAAGAUCCAUUUGGCAUAUGUAUUUAUGAGAAGUGAGUUAGAAGAAUUGAAGCUCAAGCAUGGAUAUCAUUCAAAUAAGAGACAGAAGAUGUAUUGACUAGUUAGUCGACCAGUUGGUUGAAUAGUUGGUUGACUGAUUGAUCAUUGAUUGAUUGAUUGAUUGAUUGAUUGAUUGAUUACUUAUUUGUAUAUUAUACUAUAGCAUUUUAUUUUAUUUUAUUGAUUUAAAAAUUGAUAAUUUUCAUCAUAACAUUCCACC
Molecule: messenger RNA, 1160 nt
Organism: Ascoidea rubescens DSM 1968
Lineage: Eukaryota; Fungi; Ascomycota; Saccharomycetes; Ascoideales; Ascoideaceae
Gene: LUC7
Product: Luc7p
Exons: 1
Coding region: 36-998 (320 amino acids)
Biological process (GO): mRNA splice site recognition
Cellular component (GO): U2-type prespliceosome; U1 snRNP
Molecular function (GO): mRNA binding
Source: RefSeq, a predicted model, not a curated record